This is a messenger RNA of Rhagoletis zephyria (snowberry fruit fly), 1964 nucleotides long. RefSeq names its product farnesol dehydrogenase-like. The record is from RefSeq and is a predicted model, not a curated record. Lineage: Eukaryota; Metazoa; Arthropoda; Insecta; Diptera; Tephritidae.
GAAUUUUGCAAUAUUGUUACAAAAAAUAUAUGGGUGCAUUAAAAUCGGGCAUGCAAAAAAUUUAAAUUUACCCUUUUGUGGAGGAAAAUGUAGAUGACUUGAAAAUAAUUUCGUAUAAGAUUUUUCGCUCGCUCUCCUGAUUAGACUACAAGAACUCAGGCGAGGUAUAUACCCCAUUUCAAUGUCCAGAAUGUUUAAAUAUUUCGCAUUCUAGUUUACUUGUCUCUGGAAUAAUUAGCCUUUUUAAUAGAUGUGCGAUUUAAUAGCUUUAUUACUGUAAGGCUUCAGGUUUUUUAGAGCUUAGGAAAGCAGCUAUAUGGAGUGGUUCCAAAGCACAGAGUAGGAAUUAAUGGACUCAUUCCCCGCAGCUUUUGGUACCCAUUUUGGGGUCCUUUUCCCAACUACGUUUUAAAAUUUAUCUUCCCUUUAAACACAAAUGUUGUACUGAAAAAAUAUGAAUGUAAUACCGAAAAUUAUCGCGUUGUUUACGCGCCCGAAAAUUCAGCAUUUUAAUAGCGUUACACUUAACCUCCCCCUUUUUAAAACAUACACAUGCCUUGCCGCAAGCGCUUCCGGUCAAGUUCAAGAACCCAAAAUCGAAACCUGCUCCAGUUUAGCGUAAAUUAUAGCUCGCGCGCACAAUGUGCGAUAAUAGCGCAUGAAUAAUAUUACAAGUGAAUGCAUUUUGUGUGCUUUCUUUCUUGUUUUUUUUGUUUUGCUUAACUUUCAGUCUCGCAACCCGCUGCGCCGAUACAUAUUACCCAUAUUACUGAAAACAAAGUAGCCAGCACAAUCGCCGUUUGCACAAUCGCACAGCAGCAUGCGCAGCGCUUCGAAGUGAGCUUUGCAAACCAGCCAACAAGGCAUCGAAAAAAUUCAAUUCCCAAAAAAUUUAUUUAAAGUGCUGCAAUUUCGCGCUGCCACUUUAGUGUUGCUGCUAUAGGCACGCGUUGAACAACGGUACCCACUGCGCUUUGUUACAUUACGUACUUGCUUUAACAGAAAAUUUCGUUUCAUUUCCCUUUCCGCCAACGCUAUGGAACGCUGGGUGGACAAAGUCGCUGUAGUUACAGGUGCCAGCUCUGGCAUCGGCUGGGCUGUCGCGCAGGACUUACUUAAGGCGGGCAUGAUUGUAAUUGGUUUUGCGCGUCGCCUGCAAAAAAUGGAGGAUCUCAAGGAGACGCUGGAUGUGUCCAUACGUGAAAAAUUUUAUCCGCGUUGCUGUGACUUGACUGUGCUGCCCUCGCUGAAGAGUAAUUUCCAUUGGAUCGAACAGCGAUUCCAUAGCUUGCAUGUGCUCGUCAACAAUGCUGGCAUGGUUCAGAUGACCAAAGUGCUGGAAGAGAGCAAUGAAUCGACGCUGAAGCAAGUGAUUGAUGUCAAUUUAAUGGGCACAGUGAAUUGCACAAAGCAAGCGUAUAGGCUGAUGCAGGCCACAAUGGCGAAGGGUGAAGCAUGUCAUAUAGUAACGGUAAGUAGUCUAUUGGGUCACACAGUGCCGUUACACAUACCCGAAUGUGGCUUGAAUUUAUAUCCGGUGACGAAGCAUGCGCUACACACCCUGCAUGAGGUUCUGCGGCGGGAGCUCUUUCCGCACAAACUGAUGCGAUUGUCGUCCAUUAGCCCCGGCCUGACACGUACUGACUUUGGCGGUGCUCCAUCUGAUGACGAGAAAAAGAAGUGGGAAGAAUUGAUUGAGCCAGAUGAAAUUUUGCUGCCCGAGGAUGUGGCGCGUGGCGUAAAUUUCAUACUCUCCUCACCGCCUCAUGUGACCAUAGCUGACUUACUGAUGGUACCAGCGCGCGAAAGGUACUAAAAAGCUGAACUAGGGUGUUCUAUCACGGAAUACGCGCACUUAUAUGUAUUAGUCUGAGUAAUGCUGAUAUUAGUCAACUAAAAAUAUUAAGAAUCAAAAACUUCUAAUUUAUAAGAAAAAUAUUUGUAAAUAAAUUUUAAAUGUACAC